This is a messenger RNA of Xyrichtys novacula (pearly razorfish), 19363 nucleotides long. NCBI's taxonomy places the organism in Eukaryota, Metazoa, Chordata, Actinopteri, Labriformes, Labridae. The record is from the annotation of a GenBank genome assembly.
GGGGUAUGGGGCUUGGGGGGGCAGUAGAUGGUGGCGAUGAUGGUGGGAGUGGGUCCAGAGAGUGUAAGUGCCAGAAGUUCGAAUGAGGAGAAGAGACAGCCGUGACUGCGGUGGUGGGAGAGGUAGGUGAAGUCCGGGGGGGUGGAGUCGUUGAGUGAUGAGAAGUGAUUUGGUUGUUGCCAUAUUUUAGUGAUGCAGAGGAAGUCCAGCUUGCGGUCAGUGAGGAGAUCAUGGAUGAUGUGUCCCUUGUUGGUGAGUGAGCGGAUGUUGAGAAGUCUGAAGCUGACAGUGGUAUUGUCAUGUUUGGUGAGGAUGGGAGCCAGCAUGGAUGGGCUUGCUAAAACAGAGUGAUUGACAGUCCGGGUGGUGUUUCUAUCAGAGUGGUGUCUGUUGGUGAUAUGGACAGGAAUAGUGAGGAGCUGGAUGCUACUGUAAUUAUUAUGGAGUGGGGAAAAGAUGUCGGGAAGACCUGUGGCCGAGGGAGUCGGUGACAGAAUUUGCCAGCAGGGGGAGCUCUGGGGAGGACCUGUCAGCAGUGGAUGCACCACAGAGGGAGAAGGGGGGUGUGGGGGCGAAGUAAAUAGUCAGUCACAUGGGAAACAGUGUACAGUGUGCUGCAGGUUAGCUGCUAGCAUGCGGCUACCUGUGGUGUUCGGAUGGAUACCAUCCGAUUUAAAAAGGGACGAACGGUUCCAAAAAAGAUUAAAACUGUCCACGAAGGCAAAGUUAUGGGCUUGGCAGGCAGAUUGGAGCCAGGUGUGCAAGCUGAGCACUCUGCUGAAGCCCACGACCAGAAGUGGGAAUGGGACCGCUGAUAAAAACAGACAGUUCACAGUUCUUCAGAAAGUUAAAAAGUUGGGUAAAAUGGUCCUUCGUGAGCUCGGUCUGGUGGAGGGACGUGUCAUUAGUACCGCCAUGGAUUAUGAUUCUCUGGAUGGAAGUUGGGAGAGAUUUUAACAGAGUGGGGAGGAGUGUGAAAAUGUCAAGGACCCUCGCACCGGGGAAACACCGCGUGAUAGCGUUAAAAAAGCGGAUGUUUCUCACGAUGGAGUCGCCCACAAUUAAAGUCGUCGGAGGGAAAAGUGGACGUGAAAACUGUGUGACCGGAGAGGAAUGUGUCGGAGGAGGGGGGGAAUUCGCCGAGGAGAACAACAGGGGCAAGAUGGAAGGGACACGGGCCAGCCGCGGUGCAGGUGUGAAGCACAGCAUCGAGCGCCGCCGGAGGGACCCGGCGAGCGGAUGGUCGGGCACGGGAGGAAGGCCGGACGGGGACGGCGGAGAGCUGGAGGACCCAUGAGACAGCCGGGUGGACAUCGGCUGGGAUCCCGCGGGCAGCGGGGGGGAAGUCAUGGAGGUCCAGGGUGUCAAACCUGUUCUCCAAGUGGAGGUGGAAGAGGGGAGCCUGAGAUGGGAGCCUUGUUUUCCCGGUGCGGGCGGUGAUGUGGGACCAGUGCUCCUGCAGGGAUGGAGUGGAGCUAGCCAGAGGCUCUGGUUUAGCCUUGGGUUUUGCUCCCAGCCUUGUCGAGGAGACGUUGGGGCAGAGGGAUGGAUGAGCAGGUGGAGGAGAGGUGGUCGCAGCAGCCAGGGGAGAGGUGUUGGGAGCGGCAGGGUCUGGAUCCGAUGAGCCGGUGGAGUCGGGAUGAGGUGUUCUGAAGACGAUGGUGUCCAUGAGUUUCUCGGCUUCCUGGAUCUGGUAGAGGGUGGAGAUCCUUCGCUCAAGCUCCUGGAUCUUUUCCGCCAGACAGGCGCAGCUGGCACAGCCGGAUGGAGAGGAGUGUGGAGCCAUGGCUGAAACAGAGACAACAAAAGCCAGCAGACAGCCAACGACACCAGGCAGGAUCUGAUAGAGGACAGUCUGGAUCAGGGAUUGGACUGUGCUGAGAAGGACAUUUACACACCAGGGCUCUGUCCUGGAGCCCGCAGUGGUGAGAAAGCAGAUCAGACAACACGGGAGGAGACUUACCGGCGAGGGCCCUGGAAGAGGGCAAGCUGUUGGUGGAAAUCUCGGGUAAGUCUCUCUUGCGGCGUUCUAGCCGUGGCUGAUGUGACUGGGUUUGUUUUAUUUAAUCUGUGUGGGUAUUGGUCGAUCGGUGUAGCCGGAUAGAUGCCCUGGGUAUCUGCAGUCAAUCUGUUAGAGUAGCUGCAGUCAAUCUUUUAGAGUAGCUGCACUCCACAGGGCGCCGCCAUCUUGUUCUCUGUCAUGGUGUCGACCAAAACACGUGUUCUGUGUUCGUCUUAGCCCAGGUAUUUUUUCCUCAGCAGGCUCUCAUUAUCCAGCUUUGACUUGUUGCAGCAGUUUUCCUUUUGACUCCAUGGAUGAGUCUCUCCUGUCCAAGUCUUGCUGGUCCAAAAGAAACCGAGACUUUUCUUCACCUGCAGGGGUUGAAUCCUGACCAAUGUUCCUUAAACUGGUAGCAUGAUAGCGUCCUAAGAGGGCGGAUGGAUGGCGUGUUUUGACCUACUUUAAUAAGGUUAUGAGAAAUGUUCGCAGUGAAUUUCAGUACUUAGGUAAGUUUUGAAAGCUUAUGCAAAACUUACACCAACAAUUUUUAACUUCAAGUGUGCCAACUAGCUAAACAGUGUGCCACAAAACGAUUGCUACCUGCAGUUCACUAAUUAAAGAAUCAACCACUAACAGGUGCCCUGUUAAAUGGUAUGGAGCGAUGCUCACACCCAGAGUUUAACUGAUACUCCUAGAGUGUAAGUGUAAUGGAUGAUUACUAUUUUCCCAGAGCCUUUAGUACUAGUGGGCAAAACUGUUCAUUUCAGUGAACCGGAUCAUUCCAGUUCGUUCAGUAAAAAGAUCCGGUCAUUUCGGUCAAUUGGUCAUUGGUCAGUCUACACUCAUGUUCACGUUCGUUCAGACGUGAACGAAACAAGGAGAUAAAUCCUUUGCCGUUUCAGCAUCAGUAUCAGGACAUACACUCACCGGCCACUUUAUUAGGUACACCUGUCCAACUGCUCGUUAACACUUAAUUUCUAAUCAGCCAAUCACAUGGCGGCAACUUAGUGCAUUUAGGCAUGUAGACAUGGUCAAGACAAUCUCCUGCAGUUCAAACCGAGCAUCAGUAUGGGGAAGAAAGGUGAUUUGAGUGACUUUGAACGUGGCAUGGUUGUUGGUGCCAGAAGGGCUGGUAUGAGUAUUUCAGAAACUGCUGAUCUACUGGGAUUUUCACGCACAACCAUCUCUAGGGUUUACAGAGAAUGGUCCGAAAAAGAAAAAAUAUCCAGUGAGCGGCAGUUCUGUGGGCGGAAAUGCCUUGUUGAUGCCAGAGGUCAGAGGAGAAUGGCCAGACUGGUUCGAGCUGAUAGAAAGGCAACAGUGACUCAAAUAACCACCCGUUACAACCAAGGUAGGCAGAAGAGCAUCUCUGAAUGCACAGUACGUCGAACUUUGAGGCAGAUGGGCUACAGCAGCAGAAGACCACGCCGGGUGCCACUCCUUUCAGCUAAGAACAGGAAACUGAGGCUACAAUUUGCACAAGCUCAUCGAAAUUGGACAAUAGAAGAUUGGAAAAACGUUGCCUGGUCUGAUGAGUCUCGAUUUCUGCUGCGACAUUCGGAUGGUAGGGUCAGAAUUUGGCGUCAACAACAUGAAAGCAUGGAUCCAUCCUGCCUUGUAUCAACGGUUCAGGCUGGUGGUGGUGGUGUCAUGGUGUGGGGAAUAUUUUCUUGGCACUCUUUGGGCCCCUUGGUACCAAUUGAGCAUCGUUGCAACGCCACAGCCUACCUGAGUAUUGUUGCUGACCAUGUCCAUCCCUUUAUGACCACAAUGUACCCAACUUCUGAUGGCUACUUUCAGCAGGAUAAUGCGCCAUGUCAUAAAGCUGGAAUCAUCUCAGACUGGUUUCUUGAACAUGACAAUGACUUCACUGUACUCAAAUGGCCUCCACAGUCACCAGAUCUCAAUCCAAUAGAGCAUCUUUGGGAUGUGGUGGAACGGGAGAUUCGCAUCAUGGAUGUGCAGCCGACAAAUCUGCGGCAACUGUGUGAUGCCAUCAUGUCAAUACGGACCAAGCUCUCUGAGGAAUGCUUCCAGCACCUUGUUGAAUCUAUGCCACGAAGAAUUGAGGCAGUUCUGAAGGCAAAAGGGGGUCCAACCCGUUACUAGCAUGGUGUACCUAAUAAAGUGGCCGGUGAGUGUAUACAAGAAAUGCAUUUUUUCCACAGAAAGAACCAGGCGGACUUGAAGGGAAUCGCUGUUUUUGAGGAGGGGGAAAUGGCUGGAAAUGUCUGUGCAGAGGCUAAAUCCCUUAAUGCAGCCAUUUAUAGCAAUAGCAUAUGGCUUUAGUUUAUUGUAUGACUCUAUAUGCCAUAAGGUGUUGGUGCCUCUGCAGGUGUAGGUUGCUGCCAGUGUUGUCCGUGCAUCAGAGACAGACACGGUGCUUGUCUGAGCCCGACUCCCUCUGAAUUGCAAAUGUUCAUCAUCAGUUGGAUUGUUUCUUGAGAAACCACAGAAGCCCUCUGAGACUUCAUUUACUUUACAACUUUAUCCUUGUAAAUAAGGAUUUUGUUACAUUAUUCCGUAAAAAUAAUGAUUUUAUCACAACUUUAUUCUCGUAAGUAAUGAUUUUAUUACAAUUUUAUUCUUGUAGGUGUAGCGAUUUGAAUUUAUAAUAAAUUUCUGAAGAUUAAUAAUCUUGAAUCACGACAUUUAUGCACUCGUUGAAAGGGGCACCACCCAGCCUUUAUGGUGGAAAUAUAAAGAAAAAUAAUCAAUGUCAUAUCUCAAGCCAAAAUUCUCAUUUCAGGGACUCCACUUCUGAAAGAAAACUAACAGACAAGAACUUACAAAAAUAAUGAUCUGUUUAUUACAGGAUAAAUGAUGCCACAACAUUCAUGCAAUAAAUGAUAAUAAGAUAAUGAGGAUAAAUAAUAAUAGAUGAAUAAUAAAAGAUUCUGAGUCAGGCUAAGAGCACUAAAGUUAAUGAUAGUGAGUGAAUAUGCUCUAACAUAUUAACCUACAUUAACUUUGGUGCACAUAUACACAUACAUACACACAUAUACACACACAUAUAUAUAUAUACACAUACACACACACACACACACACACACACACACACACACAAAUCCCCCCGAAUCACCGACACAAGAGCGAUGAUACAACACCCACAACAGCAUCAAUAAUAACAACAAUAGCAAUACUGGCAAUAAUAAUGACAAUAAACGAAUGACAACCACAACAACAACAAUAAUAACAGUAAUAAUGACCACGACGAGGAUACAAAACAACAAAAAUCACUACAAUAUACAACACCAUAGUCCGGACCAGAGGCCGGCCCGGCCCCCUGUACCGCCAAAAAGCAGGCCGACCAGCACCCACGUCCGCCGUGAUGGGACGCCCGUGGGGCACCCCACAGGGCUCUGCCCCGCGACCACCCGCCAACCGAACUGACCACCCACUCCACCUCUAAAUAUCCCGGGCCACACAUGACUCUCAUCUUGUGUGUUGUGUGUCAGCCCUGUUUGGAGCUCUGGAGGUUUGCAUACUGAAGUGAGACUGGUCCUUGGCUACUGGCGGUUCGAGCGGUUCAGCUCUGACACUCACUCACUAUGAUUAAUGUUACUGAACACUUGGUUCAUAAUAAGUGAUUUGAUACUAAACACACAAUGAAAUAUAGGAUCACAUCAAACAUUCUCAUUAUGUUUUAAGUAUCACAUUGAACAUGCUAAAUUACUCUGAAAUGAAACAGAUAGUAACACAUAGAAACUGUGAACAACAAACACAUGUGAAUGAACUUCAUCAUGAUUAAUAACAGGGCCGGUUGUAUGGGGGGUCCGGGGGGGGGGCCUUAGUAGACUGUGACUUGCAGACGCACCAUCCCAACGAGUUUUAACAUCAUAUCCAAAACGUGCGUCUGGUACGAAAUUAAGUGCAUUUAGUUCUGCCUGGUACAGCACCCGACCGUGGCUCGAGUACUCUGUUCAGAUGGACGCUUGUUUCUGUUUCCCCUGUCAGAAAUAUAUCAAUGCUGGCAAUGAGAAGGACGUUGUUUUUACUGUGCAUGGUUUCAACAAAUGGAACGCAGCACUUGAAAGUGGUAGGGGAUUGCAGAAACAUGCGAGCAGCUAUGCUCAUGUACAGGCUGCUGCGACCUGGGCUGAACACAAGGCGAGAGAGGCAACUGGGUCAACAGUUGACAGCAUGCUGGUAGGUAAGACAGCAAUUGAAAAGAACCAGUAUUAUGUGAAAAGUAUUGGUGACGUUAUUAAGUUUCUUUGUGUUAAUGAGUUGGCACUCCGUGGAACAAAAGAAACCUUAGUAUUUGGCCAGUCUCUGUCCCACUCUGACCACAGUCACAGUGGCAGCAGCAAUGUAUGUGAAGGUGAUUGUGAGGAUAUUUCUGCUGGUCUUUUUUUGAAGUUGUUUAAGUACACCUUAGAGAAGGAUGAAAGGCUGGCAGCUAUUGCUAAGAACAUCCCAAAAAAUGCUACCUACACCUCUAACAAUACACAAAAUGACAUAAUUGAAACACUAGCCAACAUGGUUUAAGCAAAGAUCAGGGAGAGGUAUUCCAAGGCUGACUCAUCAGGAUAUUGUGUAAAAAGUGAUGGGACAAGGGAUAGUUGUAAUUUUGAGAAUUUGUCCAUCAUGAUACGGUUUGUGUGUAACUCUGUACCAGAGGAGCAUUUGAUCGGUUUACUCCACCUGCAUGAACUUAAUGCAGAGUACACCACCACGAGAUAUUGAAACAUCUUUCUGAUGCUGGCUACAGUUCUCACAACAUUGUUAGCCAGUGUUAUGAUGGUGCUUCAGUAAUGAGUGUCGUACGAGGUGGUGUGCAAGCCCUACUGUCACAGAAGGUGGGUAGAGAUGUGCCGUAUGUUCACUGUUACAACCACCAGUUGCAUUUAGUGGUUGUGCAUGCUAUGCAGGGUAAGCCAUGUGCCAAAGAGUUUUUUGAACUGUGUAAUUCCCUGUAUCACUUCUUCCAUCACUACUAUGUGUCAGAAAAUUAUGAAAAGGUCCUAAACUCAGACGGCUAAUUGACAUUCGCUGGACAAGCCAUUAUGAGGUGGCAAGGUGCACUGUGGAGAAUGAACAAUGUUUUUGCAUUAUCCUGUCAGAGGUUUCAGAGGACGAUAAGGCUGAUGUGAGCUUGUGCACUGAGGCAUCAGGCCUUUUAUUUCAAAUGAAGAAGCUGCAUUUCUUUGAGAUUGGCAAAUUUCUAGUACAAGUUUUUGCCUUGAAACCAGCAAAUGACAUUCUACAGUCUAAGUCUGUGGAUAUGUGUGCUGCUUGUCAGGUUAUUACUGAUUCACUGGAGGUAUUGAAAGACAUCCGCAAAGAUGCACAGGAUGAGGAUGUGUCGCAUCCUCCCAAAAGAAUGAGAACCCUGAGUAAAUAUCUUGGUGAUAGUGUUGUAUUGUCAACUGUGGGCCAUACAGAUUCUGACAACCCCACAAUCACCCCCUCUCAGUCUCUGAAAAGAUCUCUGCUCAACAUUCUUGACAGGGCCAUUUCUGAAAUGGAGAGCAGAUUUGCAAGGAAGAAUGUAGACAUUAUGAGAGCCAUAUCUAGCCUUGUCCCUACAUCUACUGAAUUUCUGGACCCCACUGUGCUGCAGCCUCUCCAUGCACUUGCUGCUUGUGGACCUAGUGAAGAUUUUGUGACUCUGAAAAAUAUUUCUUGUUGCAAAGCGAAUGUUUCUCAGGGAAUGUCCAACUGAAACAGACCUGUCCGCUCUGUGUACAUGCAUUGAAAAGACGAAGUUAGCUUAUCCUGUGUUGCACAAGCUGUAUGUGGCAGCCCUUGUGAUCAGAGUGUCCUCAGCUGCAUGUGAGAGUUCCUUCUCUUCACUGGCACAUGUCCUAACUCCCUACCGCCGCACAAUGUUGCAUGACAGAAAAAGACAUUUGGUUAUCUUGGCUCAUAGGAAAUCGACAACAAAUACAUUAGACAUGGAUGAAUUUGUUAGAAUUUUUGCCAAGUCAAACAUAAGACUGAUGCUAUAGAUAGGUAAACAGAAGGCUGAUGUUGGAGAAGACAGAUGUGUGAUAGACGGAAACUUAUGUGAUUGACAGGUCGUCGGGACCUCGAUGGUCAGGCACGUGAGGGUACACGGUGGCCGGACCUUCUGCCGCCUUGGAGCCCGCAUCAAGGAGGUUGAGUCUUCUGCCCUUCAGAUGUGUGCUCAGCACAGCUCAGCCUCUACGCUGGUUCUGGAUGCCAGGAUCGGCGACAUCAAAGACCAACAGUCUGAGACCCUCAAGCGCGACUUCAUAUCCAUGGUGGACCACAUGCUGGAUACAGGGAAGCGACUUAUAAUAUCCGGCCCACUUCCCCCGACGCGUUAUGGCGAUGUCACCAACAGUCGCCUCCGCCAGCUGGACCUGUGGCUCAAGGGCUUCUGUCUGGGGAGAAGUAUCCCAUAUGUGGACAGUUUUAUUGCUUUUUUAAACAGACCCCACCUUUUUAAAUCUGACGGCCUUCACCCGAACCAGGAGGGGUCAAGGCUUUUAUCAGUAAAUAUUGACCUGAUGCUCCGUUCCUGCACAACCACCUCCUGACUGUCUGCACACAUGCCCUCUGCACCUCAUUUACACUCACCUUCACCACUCCCUACUAUACACGCCCCUCCCUCUGUGCCCUCAGUGGCACAGGACAGGAUUUACACCAUCACAACCAUAACCACACAUAGACUACUGAGGAAGAGGAGGACUGCUUUUAGACCAAAAUGUGUUUUUAAUGUUCCCCUAGAAAAAUGCACUGAGCGCACGUUAAGCACAGAUAUUAAAAUGGCUGUGCUGAACGUGCGCUCUCUUUUAAACAAAUCUUUUAUUAUCAGUGACAUAAUUACGGACAAUAACCUGGACAGCAUUCUCCUUACAGAGACAUGGCUUGGCACUGAUGCACCUGUUAUUCUCAUCGAGGCUUCCCCACCAAAUUUUAACUUUUUAUUUUCAACUAGGGGGUGCAGAAGAGGGGGUGGUACUGCCUCAAUUACAAAAUGCAACAUGCAUACAAAUGAAGUCAUUUUAACAGCUACUCAUCAUUUGAGUAUCAUGCCUUUGUCUUUAGCAGCCCACCUAUCCUCUGUAUAACUGUCUACCGACCUCCCAAGUAUUCCACUUCUUUUAUUCGGGAAUUUUCAGAGCUUUUAUCAAUUAUUUAUGCCACUUUUAACAGGAUUUUAAUAACUGGUGAUUUUAAUCUACAUGUGGACAUCUCCUCAGACCCAAUGUCCAGAGAAUUUUUAAAACUUUUACACUGUUUUAACUUCAACCAACAUGUCACACAGCCGACCCACAGCAGGGGGCGCACCUUGGACUUAGUCAUAUCUUAUGGUCUGUCCAUUGGAGCGCCUUCUGUUGUGGACCUGGCUGUGUCUGACCAUUUUUGUGUCUUUUUUACAAUCACCAGCACUGGACUCAGUGGCUCCACUUUUUAUAAAAACAAUCAAAUCAAAACCUACAUCCCCGUGGAGAACUGGAGACAUAAAAAAAUUGAAAAGGGAAUGCAGGAGUGCUGAAAGGAGAUGGAGGAAAUCAAAGCUGACAGUGGAUUAUGAAACAUUACACUGACUUCUUAAAACUUACAAUAACGCAAUCAAACAAGCAAGAAUCUCCCAUUUCCAAAAUCUAAUCCAUAACCAUAAAAAUAAUCCCAAAUUCCUGUUCUCCACAAUAGACAUUUUAACAAACAAAAAUUUUAAAAGAUCCUCCAUAACAUCUGAUAAUGUCCUUUGUGAGGAUUUUGCAGACCACUUCAGAAGAAAAAUAGAUGACAUUCGAUCCAGUCUUUUAUCCCGACAGCUUUUAACACCUGGAUCACCGAAUUUACCCGAGGAAGCACUGGAAAGUUUUGCCCUGGUUGAUGCGAGGACACUUGGUCGAGUUUUCUCCCAGGUAAAGCCCACAACCUGCCUUUUAGACCCAAUUCCCACACCGUUUUUUAAAAAACUCUAUGGAUUCUUUGAGGAACAGCUGUUGUAUUUGGUAAACUGCUCUCUUCAGACGGGUGUCUUCCCCACCGCCUUUAAAAUGGCGGUGGUGAAGCCCCUUCUGAAGAAGAGUGAUUUGGAUCCCAAUGUUUUAAAUAACUACUGGCCUGUAUCCAACCUACCAUUUUUAGGUAAAGUUCUGGAAAAACUCGUUUUUAACCAAGUAAAUGAUUUUUUAAACUCAAAACAAAUUUUAGAGACUCAUCAGUCUGGCUUUAGGAGGAACCACAGCACAGAGACAGCACUUCUGAAGAUUUUAAAUGACAUCAGAUGUGGCUUAGAUAACCACAAACUCACAGUGUUGGUUCUGCUGGAUCUUACAGCCGCCUUCAAUACAGUAGACCAUCACAUUUUAUUAAAUAGACUGCGGAAUGUGGUUGGCCUCUCUGGUACUGUUCUUAAGUGGUUCACGUCCUACCUGACUGAUCGAAAUUUCUUUGUAAGUAUGGAUACAUGUUCCUCAAGGACCCAUAAAAUUGAAUGUGGGGUUCCCCAAGGGUCAAUUCUAGGUCCAACUCUGUUCAACCUCUACAUGUUACCCCUUGGGGAUGUCAUCAGGAGGCACAGCAUCAGCUUCCAUAGCUAUGCUGAUGAUACGCAACUGUACAUCGCCGUGUCUCCUGAUGACACAGGGCCAAUUGAUGCCCUUUUUAACUGCAUUUUAGACAUUAAAUCAUGGAUGGCAGCAAAUUUCCUGCAGCUCAACCAGGACAAAACAGGUUUUAGUCAUUGGUCCUGAAGGCCAGAGAGAUGCAUGCUUUUAUCUCGUGUCGUUUGGAUUAUUGUAAUGCCCUGCUCUCUGGUCUUCCCAAAAAGAACAUGCAAAACCUACAAUUGUUACAAAACUCAGCCGCACAUGUGCUGACGAGGACCAGAGGGCGGGAGCACAUUACUCCUGUCUUAAAAUCGCUGCAUUGGCUCCCCGUGCGUUUCAGGAUCGAUUUUAAGGUUCUCCUCCUAAGAUUUAAGUGUCUUAAUGGUCUUGGGCCGUUUUAUUUAUCCGAGAUACUUUUCCCGUAUCAACCCUCACGGACCCUGAGGUCCUCUGGAGCUGGUCUCUUAAAAAUCCCACAAGUAAGAACUAAGACAUACGGGGCGGCGGCAUUCAGUUAUUAUGGCCCCCGAUUGUGGAACAGCCUCCCAGAGAGCCUCAGGGCUGCAGAGAAUGUUGAUAUUUUUAAAAAGAGGCUAAAGACUCAUCUUUUUAAUCAGGCUUUUAAUUGACUAGUUUAACUCUUUUAAUCCCUUUUAUGCUCACUUUUAUUGUUUUACUAUUUAACACUUUUUAUUACCGUUCUAUUUUAUUCUUUAAUCUAUCAAUUUUAUUAUUAUUAUUUUUAGUCUGGCGUGUUUUACAGUGCACAGAAUCAUUUUAUCUUACAUUAUUUACUGGGUCUGUCUUAGCGAUUACAGUUUUAUUCCUUCAGUUUUAGUUUCUAUACUUUUAUGUCUUAUUUUAUUCUUUUAUUCCCUCAGUUUUUCCAGUGUUUCCUCCUGGGGGCUGCUUCACCGGGAGCGGGUUCUGGUCUGUUGGUGGGGGCGCCGUUCUGGGGACAGCUCUGGCCCGGGUGGAACCAGAGAGCUCUACACCUUGGUGCGGAGCCUCCUGUCUGCCCGGGCUGGUGGUCCCUGUGACGGCGCCCCCUGCAGCAGCAAUGGGCCGGGAUGCGUCCCGGUCGACGUGGCCCCCAAAGGUAGCGUCUUCCUCACCUCAGAUCUCAGUGCCCAGUCAUGUCUCCUCACCAUCAGCUGCUAACUGUGUAGAUGCGUAUGUAUGUGAAGUUGUGUGUGCGGAAAUGUAUGUCUAUGUUCACGGGUGUGUGUAUGGGUAUUAUUGUGCGGGUGGGAGGUUUGGGGUUUUCUUGGGGAUUUUAAUGUUUCAUUUUGUUUUUAUGCUUUGUAAGGCACUUUGUGUUUCAACUUGUAGGAAAAGUGCCAUAUAAAUAAAAUAAAGUUGAAGAUACAUGAUACAGGUGUAAUUGAUAGACAGUGAUUGACAGAAUGUGACUGACAGAUGGUGUAUAGAGACAGCAACAGAUGUGAUUGACAUGAUACAGGAGUGAAACUGAAGUGACAGACAGACAGAUAGAUGCAUAUGAUAGAUAUAAUGACAGACGUACAGAUAAGAUGAUACUGUAGCUAACAUGGUGUAAUUGAUUGACAAACUGAUGUGAUUGACAGAUAAAUAUGAUACAGGGGUUAAAUGUAACAGACAGACAGAUGAAUAUGAUAGAUAUGAUGACAGACAGACAGAUAUGAUGGUAGCUAACAUGGUGUAAUUGAUAGAAAUUGGUGUCAUUGACAGAUAAACAUGAUACAGGAUAAACAUGACAGACAGACAGACAGACAGACAGACAGACAGAGGAAUAUGACAGAUAGAUAUGAAGACAGAUAGGCAGACAGACAGAUAGAUGUGAUGAUAGAUAGACAGACAGACAGACAGAGGAAUAUGACAGAUAGAUAUGAUGACAGAUAGGCAGACAGACAGAUAGAUGUGAUGAUAGAUAGACAGACAGACAGACAGAUACGAUGAUGGAGAGAUAUGGUAGAUAAAUGAAUGCAAACAAAAAAAAAACUAUAAAAAAUAAAUAAAUAAAUAAACAAUGCAGCCUCAAUGAGACACAAGCCAGUGUCCUACUUGUGCCGGUCCCAAGCCCGGGGAAAUGCAGAGGGUAACCAAAAGCCAGCAUUGGGGCCCCUCCAAGAUUUCUUAGUGCCCACUCUGGUGGGUAAACCUAGAACCGGGCCUGAUUAAUAAUAGAUUCUAAAUACUCACAUUCAGAUUAUUCAAUGACAUUAUAACCAACUAAUGUUUAAAAAUACUAAAUAAAUGAUUAAAAAUAUAAACCAAAUAUUUUUAAACUAUUUAUGUUAGAGUUAAGUAAUGAUUUAUAGUCAAUAAAUUUAACUCUUAAAAGUUCAUGAAACAGUCUGAAAAUCUGUUGGUCUAAAGAAACUAAAGAAUAAAGGAUUUAUUCUGUCAGAGUGAUAACUUGGCUUCUGGAGCACAUAGAAAAAUGGGAAUCAUCUCAUUUUAACAUAAAUUUCAUGAUUAGACAGAUUAGUACAUUGCUGAAUGCAUGAUCAGUCAUUUGUAUUCUUCCUCCAAAGGAAUGCAGUUUUUAUCAGAACAUGGUUGAGCAGGGUUUUAUGGAGGUCAGUGUCCUGCUCCUCAGACUUUUCCUUGGGAUCUGUGCGUUCACACACUUUAAGACGGUAAAUCUCAAAUGGGAGACCUGGAUUGAGGCAUGAAUGUUUAUUUAGAUGGUCAGCGAUGGAGUCAGUUUGAAAGGUAAUAAAAACUCUGUCUCUGUUCUCUGAAUUGACCAAUCCUGAAGAGCCAGAGGUUUCAGUCAACCUCCAGUCGGGUCAGUUAGGUAACCUGAAAGUGCAAACAAGUCUGGAAAGAUUUAUAUUGUCCUGUGUCCUGGGACCAGGUAAGGGACCGUUCCUGUGAGGAAUGUGUAGGUUUCACCCACAAGGUUGUCUUGAUGCUACAUAAGUAAUGAUUUUACUUCGACCUUAUUCUCGUAUGUGAUGAUUUUGCUAUGACUUUAUUCUCUUUAGUAUUGACUUUAUUCUCAAAGUCUUAAUUUUUUUUUUUCUUUAUGUGGCCCUAAUACUCAUAUGAUGAAAUGUGACGCACACAUUUAUGCCUUAUGCCUUUGUGGUGUUUCUAUUUUGAUGGUUGAAGUCCUCAAAAGUAAGUAAUAAAAGUGGAUAUGACACCUGGAUUUCUGCAAAUCCAAAAAAUCCAAAGAGACAGGAGUAGGUAUGAAGACUUUAGGGCUAUUUUCCAAGCUGACAGAGGGAGAACAAUCAUAACGAAACCAUUAGGAGCAUUUGAGAUUCAGUGGAUGAUCAUUUCUUUUUUAUCAACAGUUUGUAUAUGAAAAAUGACCCUAACCCCCCAGCAGCUGACAAACGCAUGGACAACAUCACAGUGACUAUGUUCCCUUUUCGACUGACAGUUAUUAAUAAUAAUAAUAAUAAUACAUUUUAUUUGAAGCGCCUUUCACGUCACACAAGGACACUUUACAGAACAUAUAAAAACAAUAAUAAAACACUAUUAACAAUUAAAAUCAUUAAUCAUCAAACAGUUAAAAAUCAACAAAGCAACAUUAAACAUGAACAACAGCAAAAGAAUAAAUAAAGAAAUUAAUAAUACCAAUUGAAAUUUAAUUUAAAAAAGUGGGUUAGGGGUGGUGGGAGGGAUAGGCCAGUUUAAACAGAUGUGUUUUGAGUUUGGACUUGAAGAGGGGGAGGGAGUCUAUGUUGCGGAUGUAUGAUGGUAAAGAGUUCCAGAGUCGGGGGGCAGAGCGACUGAAAGCUCUGCCCCCCAUAGUGCUGAGGUGAACAGGGGGCACAGAGAGGUGGAGAGAGGAAGAGGAACGGAGGUGGCGUGCUGGAGUGGCGAUGUGGAGGAGGUCAGAUAGGUAAGGAGGGGCGAGGUUGUGGAUGGCUUUGAAGGUAUACAGGAGGAUUUUGAACUGGAUUCGUAGAGGGACCGGGAGCCAGUGAAGCUGCUGAAGGAUGGGGGUGAUGUGGUGGGACGGAGGGGUUUUGGUGAUGAUACGGGCAGCGGAGUUGUGGACCAGUUGAAGUUUAUGGAGAGACGUGUAAGGGAGACUGAAGAGGAGGGAGUUGCAGUAAUCCAGACGGGAGAUGACGAGACUGUGGACGAGGAUGGAGGUGGUGUUGGGGGAGAGGGAGGGGCGGAGACGAUUGAUGUGGCGGAGGUGGAAAUAGGCAGUGCGAGUGGUAAGGCUGAUGUGGGAUUUAAAAGAAAGAGAACUGUCAAGGACGACACCAAGACUCUUGACCUGAGGGGAGGGGGAAACUGAGGAACUGUCGAUGGGAAGGGAGAGACUGUCAACUUUGGAUAGGGUGGAUUUGGAACCUACAAGAAGAAUUUCUGUUUUCUGACUGUUUAAUUGGAGAAAGUUGGAGGUGAACCAGGAUUUAAUUUCAGAUAGGCAGGUGAUGAGGGAGAUGGGUGGGAGGGUGGAGGUUGGUGAGCUGGAGAGAUAGAGCUGGGUGUCGUCAGCAUAGCAGUGGUAUUGAAUGUUGAAUUUAUGGAAGAUGGAACCAAGGGGGAGGAGGUAGAUGAUGAACAGCAGGGGCCCCAGGACAGAGCCCUGGGGCACACCUGAACUGACUGGGGAGGGGUCGGACUUGAAUGAUUUGAGCUGGAUGAACUGUGUGCGGUCUGAGAGGUAAGAGUGGAACCAGCGGAGGGGAGUGUGGGUGAUGCCGAUGGAGGAGAGUCUAUGAAGGAGGAUGGGAUGGGAGAUAGUGUCGAAGGCUGCACUAAAGUCGAGGAGGAUGAGGAUGGAAAGUGAACCAGAGUCAGAUGCAGUGAGAAGGUCGUUAGUAAUUUUAGCAGUGCGGUUUCGGUGCUGUGGCGGGGGCGGAAACCAGAUUGGAAGGGGUCAUAGAGGGAGUUCUGGGUUAGGUGGGUGUGAAGUUGGCUGGCGACGACCUUUUCCAUUAUUUUGGCUAUAAACGGUAGAUUUGAGAUGGGGCGGAGGUUGUUGAAGUUAUUGGGGUCAGAGCCAGGUUUUUUAAGGAUAGGGGUGAUGGCUGCUGUCUUGAGGGAUGCGGGAACAGUUCCAGUGGUGAGUGAGGAGUGAAUGAUGGCAGAUAUGAGAGGGAGCACAGAUGGGAGGCAUGAUUUGAGCAGUGUGGUGGGAAGGGGAUCCAGCUGACAGGUUGAGGGUUUGGAUUUCUGGAUGAGAUCAUAGAUUUCAGAGUCAUUGGGGAGAAGAAAACUGGAGAAGGGCUGGUGGUGUGGCAGGGGAGUAGGUGAGUUUAGAGGGGGUCCAGGGGGAAGAGAACCUGAGUGUAGUUGUUUAUGGAUGUUGGAGAUUUUGUCAUUAAAAAACUGCAUUAGGGUGUUGCAGGUGUCGGUAGAAUACAGGUGGGGAGGGAGGGAGUCCGGUGGCUGGAGAGAUUUGUUGAGGAGAGUGAAUAGUGAUCUGGUGUUUCCUUUGUUGGAGAUGAUCUGGACGGAGUAGUGGUCUGUUUUUGCGUGUGUGGUUAAUGUACAUUUCUUUGUGAAUGGAGAGUCCAGUUUUCUUGUAAAGUCUUUCCAGUUGGCGGCCUUUGGUUUUCAUGGAGCGGAGGUGGGGGGUGUACCAGGGUGCAGUUGUGGAGAAGGAAACAGAGCGUGUUUUGAGUGGAGCGAGGGAAUUGAGGAUGCUAUUUAAACAGGUGUUGUAAUGAGAUGUUAUGUCAUCAGGGGUAGUGUAACAGUCCGGGAUCACAAUAUUCAUAAUCUUAGAGCACAGAGUGUCAAUGUUUAUGUUCUUAAGGUUGCGGAAUGUAAUGAGGCGUGGUGAAUAAACUCUAGAGAGGGAGAGCGGAAUACUGAAGGAGAUGAGGAGGUGGUCACUUACGUGGAGAUCAUCAGCUGUGCAGUUGGAUGGGAUGAGGCCAGAGCAGCAGAGUAAAUCCAGAGUGUGUCCUUUAGUGUGUGUCGGGAGGUUGAUGAAUUGAUGGAGUCCAAAACUGUCCAGGCAGGAUGAGAAGUCACUGGUGAGGGGGAGGUUGGUGUUGUCAAUAUGGAUAUUGAAGUCCCCCAGUAUUAUUAUGUUUGGUGAGAGUGUGCAUAGAUGGGUGAGUAGAACCGAAAAGUCAUUUAAGAAGUCAGAGUGAGGCUUGGGGGGGCGGUAGAUGGUGGCGAUGAUGGUGGGAGUGGGACCAGGGAGUGUAAUUGCCAGAAGUUCGUGUGAGGAGAAAAGAGGCAAGGACAGCGGUAGAACUUUCCACUUUUUGUGGUGGAUGACGGCAAUACCUCCACCACGGCCGUGGCUGCGGGGGUGGGAGAGGUAGGUGUAGUCCGGGGGGGUGGAGUCGUUGAGUGAUGAGAAGUCAUUUGGUUGUUGCCAUGUUUCAGUGAUGCAGAGGAAGUCCAGCUUGCGGUCAGUGAGGAGAUCAUGGAUGAUGUGUCCCUUGUUGGUGAGUGAGCGGAUGUUGAGAAGUCCGAAGCUCACAGAGGUAUUGUCAUGUUUGGUGAGGAUGGGAGCCAGUAUGGAUGGGCUUGUUAAAACAGAGUGAUUGACAGUCCGGGUGGUGUAUCUAUUAGAGUGGUGUCUGUUGGUGAUAUGGACAGGAAUAGUGAGAAGUUGGAUACUACUGUAAUUAUUAGGGAGUGGGGAAAAAAUGUCAUGAAAACCUGUGGCAGAGGGAGUCGGUGACAGAAUUUGCCAGCAGGGGGAGCUCUGGGGAGGACCUGUCAGCAGUGGGUGCACAACAGAGGGAGAGGGGUGUGUGUGUGGGGGGGAAGUAAAUAGUCAAUCACGUGGGAAACAGUGAACAGUGUGCUGCAGGUUAGCCGCGAACAUGCGGCUACCUGUGGUGUUCGGGUGGAUACCAUCCAGUUUAAAAAGGGACGAACGGUUCCAAAAAAGAUUAAAAUUGUCCACGAAGGCAAAGCUAUGGGCUUGGGAGGCAGAUUGGAGCCAGGUGUGCAGGCUGAGCACUCUGCUGAAGCUCCCGCACCCACGACCAGAAGUGGGAAUGGGGCCGCUGAUAAAAACAGACAGUUCACAGUUCUUCAGAAAGUUAAAAAGUUGGGUAAAAUGGUCCUUCGUGAGCUCGGUCUGGUGGAGGGACGUGUCAUUGGUGCCAACAUGAAUUAUAAUUCUCUGGAUGGAAGUUGGCAGAGAUUUUAACAGAGUGGGGAGGAGUGUUAAAAUGUCAAGGACCCUUGCACCGGGGAAACACCGCGUGAGAGCGUUAAAAAAGCGGAUGUUUCUCACGAUGGAGUCGCCCACAAUUAAAGUCGUUGGAGGGAAAAGUGGACGUGGAGACUGCGUGACCAGAGAGGAAUGGGGAGGGGGGGAACUCGCCGGGGAGGACAACUGAGGCGAGAGGGAAGGGACACGGGCCAGCCGUGGUGCCGGUGUGAAGCACGGCAUCGAGCGCCGCCGGAGGGACCCGGCGUGCGGAUGGUCGGGCACGGGAGGCGGAGGACCGGAGGACCCAUGAGAUAGCCGGGUGGACAUCGGCUGGGAUCCCGCGGGCAGCGGGGGGGAGUCAUGGAGGUCCAGGGUGUCAAACCUGUUCUCCAGGUGGAGUUGGAAGAGGGGAGCCUGAGGACGGAGCUUUGAUUUCCUGGUGCGGGCGGUGAUGUGGGACCAGCGCUCCUGCAGGGAUGGAGUGGAGCUAGCUGGAGGCUCUGGAUUAGCCUUGGGUUUUGCUCCCAGCCUUGUCGAGGAGACCUCGGGGAAGAAGGAUGGAUGAGCAGGCGGAGGAGAGGUGGUCGCAGCAGCCGGGGGAGAGGUGUUGGGAGCGGCGGGGUCCGGAUCCGACGAGCCGGUGGAGUCGGGAUGUGAUGUUCUGAAGACGAUGGUGUCCAUGAGUUUCUCGGCUUCCUGGAUCUGGUAGAGUGUGGAGAUCCUAUGUUCCAGCUCCUGGAUCUUUUCCGCCAGACAGGCGCAGCUGGCACAGCCGGGUGGAGAGGAGUGUGGAGCCAUGGCUGAAAUGGAUAAAAACAACAACCAGCAGACAGCCAACGACACCAGGCAGGAUCUAAUAGAGGACAGUCUGGAUCGGGGAUUGGACUGUGCCGAGAAGGACACUUACACGCCAGGGCUCCGUCCUGGAGCCCGCAGCGGUGAGGAAGCAGAUCAGACAACACGGUAGGAGACUUACCGGCGAGGGCCCCGGAAGAGGGCCCGCUGAUGGUGGAAAUCUCAGGUAAGUCUCUCUUUCGGCGUUCCAGCCGUGAUCGAUGUGACCGGGGGUAUUUUAUUUGAUCUGCUGUGUAUUGGUCGAUCGUUGUAACCGUUGUAGCCAGGUAGAUGCUCUGGGUAUCUGGGGUCAAUCCGUUAGAGUCGUCUGUUAGAGUAGCUGGACUCCACACGGCGCCGCCAUCUUGUCAGGGUGUGUAGGUGUAUGCAUCAUGAGUCAGUCAGUUAUUGACUGAAAUAUAACGAAAUAAAAGUUUCAUGCAGAUACAAACACCUGAUCUUUCUCUGCAGCUGAGGGGAAUAAUAAGGAGCUGCAGAUAUGUUGAAUAAACGUAGGAUAUUCCAGCCUCAAACCUGGCCGCCUGUUAAACCACAGUAUAAUCAAUCAUAAGUGAAUAAAAACUAGCCCUAUCCACUGUCCCUAUAUAUGCACACACUUCUCCCCAACCUCCAUCUCUCUGUCUCAUAUCCUUUCAAAGUAAUAUUCCUCAAUCCAUCACUGCCCCCUCUGCUUCCAGUUUUUUGAUGUCAUGCAUCUCCUGGCUUUUAGCUUGUCUCCAACAAAACGUCAAUCAAUCAUCAGCUCCCAUUCUCUUUCUCUGUCCUUCUCUCUCUCUCUCUUUCUCCCCCUUGUGCUUUCUCAAACCCCCUCACUGCCUCCUUUCCUCUCUGGCUCAUACAUUAUCAAUCACUAUUUUUGCCUCACCCCGAACACUCAACCGC